AUGUCUGACUACGGUGGAGGAGAGGAUGAUUACAAUGCUCCGGACGAGCCCGCCUUCGAGGAGGAUGAAAUCCAGGAAUACUAUGACCCCGAACCGGCUGAGGAGGGGGAGGAGUCGCGCUAUGCAAACCAUGACGACGACGCAGACAAUGUGAUCGUAUCUGGCGAUCCGUCGGCGGCGGCAAACCAGGGCAAGACGCCCGAGAAGUCGCACAAAGACAAGAAGAUUCCCAAUGACCAGAGGACAACGACGCCUUACAUGACAAAGUAUGAAAAGGCACGCAUUCUGGGAACACGUGCCCUGCAGAUUAGCAUGAACGCCCCAGUACUGGUCGAUCUUGAGGGAGAAACAGAUCCCUUGCAAAUCGCUAUUAAAGAGUUGCGAGAGAAGAAAAUCCCCCUUAUCGUGCGACGAUACAUGCCUGAUGGAUUCUACGAGGAUUGGACAUGCGAGGAACUGCUCCAGUGA
Molecule: messenger RNA, 468 nt
Organism: Phaeoacremonium minimum UCRPA7
Lineage: Eukaryota; Fungi; Ascomycota; Sordariomycetes; Togniniales; Togniniaceae
Product: putative dna-directed rna polymerases i protein
Exons: 4
Coding region: 1-468 (155 amino acids)
Biological process (GO): DNA-templated transcription
Cellular component (GO): RNA polymerase II, core complex; nucleus; RNA polymerase III complex
Molecular function (GO): DNA-directed RNA polymerase activity; DNA binding
Source: RefSeq, a predicted model, not a curated record